AUGCAGCUUAAAACACUUCUCUAUGGCUGUGGCCACAACGUCUGCCUCAGAGCUGCUUCUAGUCUGGGCGACGACGACUCGGGGAAGAACAGUGAAGUUGCAAACACUGACUGGAUCUAUCUUCUCGAUCCUUCUCAGGGUAAUGCAGGUGGUGCACCAGCUGAUGCUACUGCCGAUGGUGGGAUACAGAUUUCUGUCAAUGAAGCUGAAAGUGAAGUUGCAGCUGAAGUUUCAGAUGCUGCUCCUAAGAAAGUUGUGCCAGAUGUGACUGCUCCUGUGGUUCAGAGCCCUGCCAACAUGCUGCCUGUAUUAGUUGUUGAGAAGCCCAAGCUCCAAUCCAUCAUUAUUAAAGAUACUCCAGCAGUCACUGUUGCUCAUGGCUUGUUCCCUGCAGCUCCGAGUGCUCCUCCCCAGGAUCUUGCACUACCUAUCAUAAGAAAGGUACUCAAUUUCUUAUCCAAAACCCCUAGAUCAUGUCCCUUUGCAUCUCUCACUUUACUGAAUAUUGACUUUGACACUGUCAUACCUCCUUACUUCAAUGAUCCUCUAAUCCUGGCCCAUCUGGCAUUGCUCUUGCCUCCCCAGAUCAUGGAACUAGCUGAGGGUCUAAACAACCUGCUUGAUGAGGAGGAUGAUCUCUUUGAGAUCAUUGCUGAAGAAUUCACCCCCACGCAAGAGGAGGGCCACCAGAGCCAAGGAACAGAUCGAUGA
Molecule: messenger RNA, 711 nt
Organism: Miscanthus lutarioriparius
Lineage: Eukaryota; Viridiplantae; Streptophyta; Magnoliopsida; Poales; Poaceae
Source: the annotation of a GenBank genome assembly